Manihot esculenta (cassava) is the source of this 890-nucleotide messenger RNA. Its product is annotated as alcohol dehydrogenase (quinone), dehydrogenase subunit-like. The record is from RefSeq and is a predicted model, not a curated record. Bases 219 to 890 code for a protein of 223 amino acids. The transcript has 2 exons. NCBI's taxonomy places the organism in Eukaryota, Viridiplantae, Streptophyta, Magnoliopsida, Malpighiales, Euphorbiaceae.
UUCAAUAUAAAUUUAAAUAUCUAAUUUUUGAUCAUUUUGGUCUAAUUUUGGAUCAUUUUAUAUGUUUCUGUUAGAUUUAUGAUAAUUAUAAAAUAUUAUUUUCUUGUUGUUCAAAUCUAAUGACACCCCAAACAGAAAAAAAAAAGGGAUAAUCAUAUUUCGGAAGUUUGCUAUUUAAACAGUUACUGUACUUCAAAUUUACUAAGCCUGAUCCUGUCAUGGUACCUUCUAUAGCAACAAUAUGCAGGAAAUUUUCUGGCCUUCUUCUUCUUCCUCUGUGGAUACUGAGUCUGCAAAACGCCACAAGCUUAGCAGAUUCUUAUGGGUAUUGGCCUGGCAAGGAACACAACCCAACACAAAGCUGGCUAAACCAUGGAGGAAACAUUUACAACAGAAGAUAUGCAGACAAAGAAACCAACAUCAGCCCAAAAACAGUUUCCAAGCUAAAAUUGAAAUGGGAAUUCUAUGCAGGAAAAGAUAUUUCAGCAACACCAGCAAUUUUCAAUGGAUCCCUUUACUUUCCUUGCUCGAAUGGUUACCUGUAUGCUGUUAAAGCAUCAGAUGGAUCUCUGAUUUGGAAGAAAAACUUGCACAAGUUAACAGGCCUUCUUGGUAUACUUUCUAAUGAUAGCAUAGUUUCAAGAAAUACUCCAACAAUAGCAGAUGAUGAUCUUCUUGUUGUCGGAAUUUAUAGCCCUGGUUUUAUUAUUGCUGUGAAGAGAUCAACUGGAAAGCUUGUGUGGUCAACUCAGCUUGAAACUCACCCUUCAAGUCUUAUUACUAUGUCUGGAACUUACUACAAGGGGUUAGUCAUUCUUCUUUCUCUCAUAUACCUCUUCAUUUUGAAUACUAGUUUAGUUAUCAUCACAUACAGGGAUAGAAAUGGGUAG